GGCGGCGGCGGGGGGGGAGGAAGGCAAGAUGGCGGCGCCCAUCCUGAAAGUGGCGACCCCGAGGUGGGAGAAAGUAGCGCGGGGCAGCGUCUGCCUGCUCGGGGCGCUGCUCUCCGUCUACGCCUACCAUGUGGAGAGCGCCCGGGGCAGCGACCCCGGCUACGUGGCCAUGUGCGACCUGAGCGAGCGGAUGAGCUGCACCAAGGUGUUCGGGUCGAGGUGGGGAAGAGGAUUUGGACUAGUUGGGAUCAUUUUUGGAAAAGAGAGUGCUUUGAAUCAGCCAAACAGUAUAUAUGGACUUAGUUUCUAUGUGCUACAAAUGUUGUUGGGUAUGACCGUGAGUGCAAUGGCUGCUUUAAUACUAAUGACGACCUCCAUAGUGUCUGUGGUGGGCGCACUGUAUCUAAGUUACAUCCUGUAUUUUGUGCUGAAGGACUUUUGCAUAAUUUGCAUUACUACAUAUGUCCUGAACAUCAUUCUCUUUAUUAUCAACUAUAAACGACUCGUUUACUUGAAUGAGGCCUGGAAACAGCAACUCCAAUCCAAACAGGAAUAAUGUGUAUGAUCUGCAAGCCUAACACCUGGAGAGCCUGCUUUCAUUAUGUCUAUUUGGCAGUCAUUUUUUUUUGUGAGAGAGAGAGAGAGAGAGAGAGAGAGGUGUAUAUGAUAUUAUGGAAAUCAAAGUCAUUGAGAACCAAUUUUUUUAAAUGGAAUACUUCUGUGGGGCCCUGGGUGUUGGUUUAUCCUCCCUCCUGCACAGAUAUAACAGAGACCAACAAAGAGCAAGCUUUAACUGUAGUGCACAUUCCUUCGGAGAUCUGAAUUUAAACAAAUACACUAAGUGGCAUUUGUAAUUUUAAGCAUUCCUCUUUCUUUUCCUUCUCCCAAUAAUGCAAAUUGUGUUAAAUUGUGAUUGAAAGUGCCUUCUGUUACAGAGGAAUUUGCCGUUUUAUUUUAAUCCUAUUCAAGUGUUUUGUAUUGCACAGAAAGUGGUUAACAGGUGUCCUGGGUCUUGGUGCUUUUUUACGUGGGGUCAAAAAAAUGUACAUCUUGGUUGAAUGGCAGUGUGAGUGUUGCAAGUCCGAUUAUUCUUUCCGUACAGUAGUAAUUUAUCACAUGUUAAAUAGUGGCUUUCCAUGUAAAAAUGUUUGGGUCCUGUAGGCCUUAUCUGUGUACAUGCUUGUUUUUAUUUUAAAAGGCCGACAAUGUACCACAAAGGUAUUUAAACCAGCAUUAUUCGUAGUGCUGGGUAGCUCUAGUCACAGCUUGCUAAUGGUUUAAAAUGACGCAUCUGAGUAUUUUCGGUAAAGUUACAAAAGCUCUAAUCUUUGCAGGUGACUAAAAUGGGACUAAGAAUUUGUUAAUAUUUUUAAUGUAAUUUAGUAAAAGUGCAGUAUAAAAUAGUUUACUUUUUUUUAACAAAAGAACUUCCACAUUGCACUUUAGACAUAGUAAUUUUAUUUUAAUUUCAGUUUUUGAAAAUUUGUUGAGUGAAGCAACAGGACCAUGUCUAUAUAAAUGUGUGGUCAUCUAGACCCAUGUUUAAAACUUGGGUAUUUCAUGACCUGAUUUAAUGGACCCCUUUUGGUUUGAAUUUAGUUGUGCUGUAUACAACCUUUUUUGUAAAUUCAUGUAAGUUUUUAUUACGUUGAAGCCCCCUUUUUUUGUCACUAGUUGUGCCAAUUGUUUGUGUUUAAGAUUAGUUGAUUUCAGAACCAGUGCUAUAUUAAACAUAUGGGUGGCACGGAGGAGUUGCUGCCUUACAGCGCCAGAGACCCAGGUUCGAUCCUGACUAGGCGUGCUGUCUGUACGGAGUUUGUACGUUCUCCCCGUGACCUGCGUGGGUUUUUAUCCAGGAUCUCCAGUUUCCUCCCACACUCCAAAGACGUACAGGUUUGUAGGUUAAUUGGCUUGGUAUCAUUGCAAUCGUAAAAUUGUCCCUAGUGUGUGUAGGAUAGCGUUAACGUGAAGCAGGUCGGCGCGGACUUGGUGAGUCGAAAGGCCUGUUUCCACGCUGGAUCUCUAAACUAAACUAAACAUCUUUCAAAUUAAUUGGACUGACUGGAUGGAAAGAGGAGUUUACAUUUAAAAAGUUUGAUCUGGCAUUAAGAAAGUAUUUAAAAUCAAUUCUGUCCCAUUAAACGAAUUAAAAUAUGCAUGACAAGUGCUUAAAUAAAGGAUUUUCUCUCGUUACAAACAAAUAACUACCAUUUAAAACGCCCGAUUUUGCUCAAUACCAUCUUCGGGCUUUGUUUGGAAGUUUGUCAUUUUCAGCACGAUGACAAUUAGACCUAGAGGCUUUUCCUGGUUUUGAAGCUGUGGUGCUCCUUAAAUAUUGUUGGAAAUGUGCAUUCACUGUGCAAUGCCGGCUGAUUAAUUUUGUAUUCAUUGCUGCACUAGAUAAAAGAUUUCAAUUCAAUAUGAUGAUGAUGAUGUCCCCGAAACUACAAGUUGUGGAGAUUGUAACAAAUUUAAUAACUUUUUUUCAAACACUGUAAUUAUUCACAUCAAGCAACCUUGUGGUCUAUUGCACUAAUUGAUAUCCUAACAGUUUUGAAUUUCUUAAAGUAGCUUAUGAUCUCAUUAGAAUGAGGUUACUUUACAUUUCAUAGAUCGUGAAAAUGUUUAAUGAAAUGAUGUAAUUGCGACUUUGAACUGGUAAAUAUUGGUUUAUUGCAGAGGUAGUUGAACCAAUUUUUUUUUUCUCCUAAUGUAAAUUUUAAUGCCUUGAACCAACUUUCCAUAAAAAAACGUGUUAAUUUUUAGUAUACCUCAGAUACUGUGCACAUAUGCACAGGAUCCAUCUUACAUGGUUGAGUCAUCCAAACAAUUGUCAACUUUCUGUGCCUACUUGAUGUGCAUAGUCUAAUCAAAAUGGAAGGGACAGUUUUAGAUCAGCAGAAAAGGAUGAGUUCUAUGUCAAUCAAGGACUGCAUGUAUAGCGAACGCAUAGUAAUUUACUUUGAAGCUAAAGCUUGUUAACGUGCAAGAUGUUGCACAUGCAAUCAGUAAUUUAUGGAGCCAGUAUUUUCGCAACUUUUUUUUUUGUGUGCCCUUAAAUGUGUGAUUUUUUAAAAAAAAUCCUUGCACUGUAAAUGUUUAGUUGAUGUUAAAUGCCAUUACUACAUUCUUCAUAGAAUGCUGAUAAUCCAGAGGAAGUUGGGCACAGUUAAAGCUUGCAUCCUGGAUGUGGGGGAAGUACAUUUAUUGUAUCUGUGCUCCUUGAAGCUGCUGGGUUUAGUAAGUGUCCCCGUCUGUCUUGAGCUCUACAUGACCACUGGAAUGCUAUUGUACUAUUUUGUGACAUUCCUGUGGCCCGAUAAGCUGUAAGAAAGAAGAAAAAAAUUCCAAAGGAGUUAACUUGUGUUUAUAAUACUGGUACUUUAUACCUUGACUGUGGACGUCCUGCUCAUUCUUGAUCCUGUUUUGGGGUAAAACUAUAUACUAUGUAACUGCAAUUCUACAUGUUUGGUACAAAACAAAUUGAAUAUUGGUUUUUGCCACUUUUGGGUUGGGUUCGAAUUUUGUGUAUCUCCUGGUAUUGAGAUCAUUUUACCAGCAGUAGAAAGAUGGACAAAUUUAAGGUCUCAGAAAUCUAAUUGUAUUAACCCUCUUCCACCACCAUUGUUUGAAAAUAUUGCACUGUCUAGCAUGAAACCCAUGUUUACUGCUCAUAAUGUACUGUAAUUGAAUAUAACUAGAUUCAUCACUACAUAUCACUGGUAUCAGUAUCAAUACAGGCAAAUGGGCCCCUAUUAAAGACAGUGAAGUAAAAUGGUUUUCAUUACAGUAAAUUGUCAUUAUGAAAGUGACAGGGUGACAGAUGCUCUUUAUUUUUGUAAACUGUAUCUAGCAUGGCAGAAGUACUAUGUUCUUGAUCUGUAUAAUAUGUUCCAUCAGAGUUAUUUAUUAAUGCUGCUUCAUGCUCAUGAGCACACAUGUUAAAACUUUAAAGGUGGACUCUCUGGGCAUUGAUCCCUUUCACAGCCACAGACGAGAACGGUUUUUUAUACAUAGGUUCAGGAAUAUGAUUUUGCUACAUGGCAAAAAUUGUAAAUAUGUAUGAAUGUGUAUUCAUUGCACAAAAUUUUUGGUAUGAAAUAAAUGUAGAAUUUACAUGA
Messenger RNA from Amblyraja radiata (thorny skate), 4121 nucleotides. RefSeq names its product vitamin K epoxide reductase complex, subunit 1L1 (gene vkorc1l1). The record is from RefSeq and is a predicted model, not a curated record. Gene Ontology annotation, molecular function: vitamin-K-epoxide reductase (warfarin-sensitive) activity. NCBI's taxonomy places the organism in Eukaryota, Metazoa, Chordata, Chondrichthyes, Rajiformes, Rajidae. The coding region runs from base 29 to 556 and encodes 175 amino acids. The transcript is spliced from 3 exons. Gene Ontology annotation, biological process: peptidyl-glutamic acid carboxylation; vitamin K metabolic process.